Messenger RNA from Ipomoea triloba (trilobed morning glory), 1146 nucleotides. RefSeq lists its product as uncharacterized. Lineage: Eukaryota; Viridiplantae; Streptophyta; Magnoliopsida; Solanales; Convolvulaceae. The record is from RefSeq and is a predicted model, not a curated record. Bases 1 to 1146 code for a protein of 381 amino acids. The transcript has a single exon.
AUGCCCACAUACGAUGGAACAGAGGAUCCCAGUGACCACCUGAUUGACUUCCAAGCAAAAAUGAUGAUAUUAGGAGCAGAAGACCCAAUGUACUGUAGGGUAUUCUUUUCGACACUGAAGGGGGCAGCACAGCGAUGGUUUUUAUCACUACCACCUCGGACUAUUGAUUGUUUCGAAACCCUGGGCGAGCAAUUCCUGACAUACUUUGCGGGGAGCAUAAAGACUAAAAGGCACUUCACAGCCUUAACCGCCGUACAACAAGGGGAGACGGAGACCCUAAAGGAAUUCCUCGGAAGGUGGAAGAAAGAAAUACAAACGGUGGAAGGUCUGGAUGACCGGAUAGCCAUAACAUUAUUUAUGGAGGCCUUAAAAGCUGGCGAUCUGUUCGCAAGUCUCCGAACUGAUACCCCAGAGACAUACGCUCAGGCCAUACAAAGAGCAAACAGAUACGCCGAAACAGAGGAGGCCUUACGACAAAAACAGAGGCGACGAGAGAAACGCCCGUUGGAGGAAACAAGAACGCGUCCAGUGGAUCGAUCGUCGAAACGAAGGGAUAGGAUCAAUCCUAGCCACCCGCCGGUAGCCCACCGACCCCGGGUCAUCCCUACCCUGGGGGCAAGGGCGGUACAUGAGAUACACCUGCCUCGGGUAAGGGAAGAUCCCCCACCACAAAACCCCGCGACAGUAGUCAACCACAUACCGGUAAGACAUGGGAAGUACUGUAGAUUCCACGAAUCCCCAACCCAUAGCACGGAGGAGUGCACCACCUUGCAGAAAGAACUAGAGGGAUUGAUAGAAAAGAGAAUAGCCCUCAAACGAAACAUGGGACGACCGCCCCAGGGAGGCCGACAGCCUCGAUGGCCGUAUCAGUGGCAAAGACAAACGGAGAGACCCAGGCAGGAGAGAAGGCCCGUGGGACAGGAGGCUGAAGUGCAACCCGAGACCCCUAGGAUGGCAAGGGAGCCCCGAGAGGAGCAAGACGAUCGUAGCAGAAAACACAACAAACUCGUAAUCCACAUGAUUUGCGGGGAACCUAUCGAUGGAGACAGCACAAAGCACCGCCCAAAAAGGGCCGGAGACACCCCAUUAUCUUCUCAGAUGACGACUUACCCGAGGGGCCAACCCCGCACAGGGACGUCAUCCUGA